ACGUGGGUUGUCCUGUCUCUGUCAGCUUCUCCUGGCUGCUGUAGGUCAGUUAAACACAAGACCACCAUGGUACUGAAUCCAGUCAUUUCCAAACUUGUUGGUAAACUGGUGGUGCUGGCCAGUGCCUCUCCUAGAAGACAGGAGAUACUUCGAAAUGUGGGUUUGCGUUUUGAGGUCGUACCAUCUUGGUUUAAAGAAACCCUCAAUAAGGAACUUUUUAAAGAGCCUCAUGAGUAUGCUGUGGAGACAGCCAGGCAGAAAGCCCUGGAGGUGGCUCGGAGAAUGCCCUUUAAACAUCUGAAAACUCCAGACAUGGUAAUUGGAGCAGACACAAUUGUGACCAUAGAUGGAAUGAUUCUGGAGAAGCCGGUGGACAAACACGAUGCAUACAGGAUGCUGUCAUGCCUGAGUGGUAAAGAGCACAGUGUCUUUACUGGUGUUGCUGUUGUCCUUUGUCAUGAGAAAGAAAACGAAGAAGUGGAUUACCAGUUGAUAGACUUCUAUGAAGAAACAAAGGUGAAGUUUGCUGAUCUCUCAGAAGAUAUGCUGUGGGAGUACAUCAAUAGCGGUGAACCCAUGGACAAGGCUGGUGGUUAUGGUAUUCAAGCGCUUGGUGGCAUGCUGGUAGAGUACGUUCAUGGAGACUUCCUAAAUGUUGUGGGUUUCCCCCUCAACCACUUCUGCAAACAGCUUGAUGUUAUUUACAACCACCGUUUUUUGUUCGCCAACGACACAAGUGAGUCUGUCCGCCUGAUUCCCAACGGUGGUCCCUCUUCACCAGAACUAACUCAGAAAACACCAAACUCCAAUGAAGACAAAUCUAAUCUCAUGCUCAGCAGUCCCACUGCCAGUCCAGCUCAUAAGGUAAAAAGGAAAGAUGGUAAAAGUUUAGCGAGUGAGAAAUCCUGGACGUUGGUCGACGGCUUGUCUAAAUGCAAUGAUGGAGAGACCAAACUUCAUGACACUGAAAAUAAACCAUCAAGAUUGAUAACAAGCAGAAAAGAAGGAAUUAAGCCUGAAGUGGCAGGAGAUGUUGACAGUGAACCUAACAAAGAUUUGCAGCUGCUGUAUGAACUUAUGGAUGGAUUCAAAGCAUCAAAGGCCCUCUUUACAGCAUCCAAGCUGUGUGUGUUUGACCUGCUGCACAGUAAACCAGGGCUAGAUGCGGAGCAGGUGGCCCAGAAGAUCAACAUUUCUGUGAAAGGGGCAGAGUGCCUGCUGGAGGCCUGUGUGCCUCUGGGACUGUUGAAGACCAAAAAGAGAACAUGUUCAAAGCCUGUGUAUGAGAACACAGAUCUGGCCACGGUGUAUUUGCGCUCAGAUGCUUGUCUUUCUCUGCACGGAUACAUUCAGCACUGCAACGACACACUGUGGCCUCUUUUCUCACACCUGGAGCGUGCUGUUAAGGAGGGAGCUUGUCAGCGUGACAAAGUCAAGGAAUCUAAGGAUGAAUGCCAGGACACUGUAAGUAACAGUCAAGAUGACAAGCUGAAGUUCAUGAAGGCCAUGCACAGCUCUGCUAAAGUCGCAGCUAAGGCCAUAGCAAAGGCCUUUGACCUCUCCAGCUACAAAAAAGCCUGUGACCUCGGAGGAUGCACGGGUGUCAUGGCCUAUGAGUUUAUUAAAGCCCAUCCUGAACUGUCAGUGACUGUGUUUGAUCUGCCUGCUGUUGUGGACAUGACUGAAUAUUUCCAUCCGCAAAGCACAGACAGCAGGGUGUCUUUUAAAACUGGAGACUUUUUUAAAGAUGAGUUGCCGAAAGCAGACUUGUACAUCCUUGUGAGGAUCCUUCACGAUUUGACUGAUGAGAAGCUGCACGUUCUGCUGAGCAAAACUGCAGCUGCUUGCACUCCAGGCGGCGGCCUCCUGCUGGCUGAGAUCCUUCUGGAGGAAGACAGAAGCGGUCCGAGGUGCGGCCUGCUGCAGGCGCUCAGCAUGAGCGAGGGGAAACAGCGAAGUGCAGCAGAGUACAGUGAGCUUUUGAAGAACUAUGGUUUUCUCACAACGCAUGUCAAACACACAAACAGCCUCCUGGGUGUGAUGCUUUGCAGAAAAGCAUGA
This is a messenger RNA of Nematolebias whitei (Rio pearlfish), 2061 nucleotides long. It is a transcript of the gene asmtl, whose product is annotated as acetylserotonin O-methyltransferase-like. Gene Ontology annotation, molecular function: O-methyltransferase activity; nucleoside triphosphate diphosphatase activity. Lineage: Eukaryota; Metazoa; Chordata; Actinopteri; Cyprinodontiformes; Rivulidae. The coding region runs from base 67 to 2061 and encodes 664 amino acids. The transcript has 15 exons. The record is from RefSeq and is a predicted model, not a curated record.